UUCCCCGCAGGCAGGACGGUGAAACCCCGCCGCUCCGCAGCUCCAGUCCCCGCUGCUGUUGCCGUCGGCGCGAUCGGGCCGGAUCCCACCGCCCCUGCGGGAAUCUUUGGAGAAGUUGUUCCAACAAAUAUUCCUGCCGUUUGUUUUCUUUGAAACCUAAGCCAUCAACAUGAAGCAGCUGGUCAUCUCUUCUCCUUGCCUCUAGCCAAAUAGACCCCAAAGGACCUUUUGGUGGCUUCUCUUCUGUAGAGAGAGUGUAUCUGUAGAAUGCAGGCAAAUCCUGGAUAUCAGGUUUAUUUUACAAAGAAGGACAAUAUACAAAUGAACAAAAGAGAAAAGAGCUUCAGUUUUGUUCUUUCUACAUCCUAAGAGCUCCUGGGUUAAGAUUGGAUCUGCCUCUCACCCAUAUCUCCUCAAGGGUGAUAGUGAGGGGUUGUCUACUGUCAAAAAAGUAGAUGAAAAGUGUAAAGUGAAAGAAGUGAGUGCAGCCCCCUGCUGAAAAGUGUUCCUUCAAGACUGCGGGUCUCCUUCUGGAGCCUGUGAGAGGGCUUUCCUGACCCAAACUGUGUGAAGAUGAAAAGUGCUCCUUAGUAUGACGUCCCUGGACAAUGUAAUUGCCACCCACCAGUCAGAGUGGGUCUCCUUCAGUGAUGAGCCACGUUUUCCCAUUUCUUCAGAGGGGGGCCCUGAAGAGCUCCUCGCCAGGCGGUCAUCUUCCUCAGACAGGUCAGAGAGCUCCUCUGGGGAAGUCCGAGCUGGGGAUGGAGAGUCUCCAGACACUUCGCAUUCAGAGCAGGACGCUACUCUGGAGAAGUUGCCCUUGGUCUCCAGGACGACUUCGCCUCUCGAAAACCCCGUGCAGUCCCAGCCUGGCUUGGCCUCAGCCAUUAGCACUUGGGUCCAGUUUGAAGAUGAAUCAUGGACCAGCACUCUUUCAACUCACCAAGAAGCAGCCCCCCUGCUGACCACGCCCUGUUGGACCUGUCCCACCUUUGAAUCCUUAGGGCGAUGUCCCGAGGCCUCAGAAAGCAGCUGGACCACCCACUCGGAAGACACCGGGAGCCCAAGCAUCGGCCCUUCAUCCACAGAUAUGCGGUCUACCAUCGCUGAGGAGCACACCAGUGGUGGGGCCUCGGGGACCGACACUCCUGACAAUUCCUCUUCUAUCCAAGAAGAUGAGGAGGUAGACAUGGAGGCCCUCAGCCGGCCGGCCAGUGACUCCCCGGCAAACGGCCACAUCUCUGCUCCUGGAACCACUGCCCGCUUUCCCAGCUGGGUGACUUUCGAUGACGAUGAAGUUGCCGGCAGCCCGUCCCCACCAGACGCCUCCCCUUCAAAGCCUGACAGCCCAUCCGCGAGGCCUCAGGUUCUGGAUGUGCUUCCUAACCUCACUGGGUCCUUUAAGAAGAGGGAGAGGCCCAAGAGCACCCUGGUGGACCUUCCCAAAGUGAAGAAGUUGGACAUCUCCUCCUUAACUCGGCCACCCUCCGGCAGUGAGACCCCCCCACCCUGGAGGGCAACCAAUCCCUUCCUGAACGAGUCACUGAAGGAUGUGCUGCCUUCCCCCAUCAACCCUUUCAGCGCGUUCUUCGAGGAACGGGAGAGGCGUGCCCUUGGUGACUCAGCCUUGAGCCCCCCGGCCCCGCGCCAGAGGGACUCCCUCCUCGUCAUCCGCCCGGAGUUGGACGCGAUCAGCUUCGACGGCCCCAGCGGGGGCCAGGCCCACCGGGAUGCCGUUGAGAAGCUCAAGCAGCUCCGGAUCGGGGAUCCGGAUGGGCCGGGCGGGCCCAUGCUGCCUGACGAUGAUCCAGCCACCCCAAGCGAGCCGGACGAUGGGCCCCGGAGCCCCGACGGCCCAGAGCCCAGGCUCGGCUGGCCAAUGAUGCUACGGAUCCCGGAGAAGAAGAACAUCAUGUCGUCCCGGCACUGGGGGCCCAUCUAUGUGAAGCUUGCCGACGGUGGCCGCCUGCAGCUCUACUACGAGGAGGGCCUGGAGAAGCCCUUCCGCGAGUUCAAGCUGGAGAUGAGCCACGAGAUCUCGGAACCCAAGCUGCAGAGCUACGACGAGAACGGGAGAAUCCACAGCCUGCGGAUCGACCGCAUCACGUACAAGGAGAAGCGGAAGUACCAGCCCAAACCCUCGGUGGCCCACGCGGCCGAGCGGGAGCAGGUGGUCAAGCUGGGCACCACCAACUACGAUGACUUCCGCAGCUUCAUCGGGGCUGUGCGGGACCGGCUGAUGGAGCUGCCUGUGUCGUCCCUCGACCUCUGCACUGUGGGCCUGAACUAUCUGGAGGAGGAGAUCACGGUGGAUGUGAAGGACGAGUUCACUGGCGUCUUGAGCCAGGGGGACAACAGGAUUCUUCAGCACCGCGUGCUCACCCACGUCCACGUCCUGAGCUUCCUGUCCGGCCUGGCCGAGUGCCGCCUGGGCCUCAACGAUGUCCUCAUCAAAGGAAAUGAGAUUGUCUCCCGGCAGGACAUCGUACCCACCACCACCACCAAGUGGAUCAAGCUUCAUGACUGCCGUUUCCACGGGUGUGUGGAUGAGGACGCCUUCAGCAGCUCCAGGGCGAUCUUGUUCAACCCCCUGGAUGCCUGCCGCUUCGAACUGAUGCGCUUCAGGACUGUGUUUGCUGAGAAGAGCCUGCCCUUCACACUCAGGACUGCAGCCACCAUCAAUGGGGCAGAGGUGGAGGUGCAGAGCUGGUUGAGGAUGUCUACUGGCUUCUCGUCCAAUCGCGACCCCCUGACCCAGGUCCCCUGCGAGAACGUGAUGGUCCGCUAUCCUGUGCCCAAUGAGUGGGUGAAGAACUUCCGCAGGGAAAGUGUUCUUGGGGAGAAGUCUCUGAAGGCCAAGGUCAACCGGGGAGCAAGCUUUGGGUCGGUCGGUGUAUCUGGAUCCGAGCCGGUCAUGAGAGUCACCCUGGGCACUGCCAAGUAUGAGCACGCCUUCAAUUCUAUUGUGUGGAGAAUCAGCCGGCUGCCUGACAAAAACUCAGCUUCUGGCCACCCUCACUGCUUCUUCUGCCACCUGGAACUUGGCUCAGAUCGAGAAGUGCCUUCUGUAUUCGCCCGCCACGUGAACGUGGAGUUCACCAUGCCCACGACGUCGGCCUCCAAAGCCGCCGUCAGAUCCAUCUCAGUGGAGGACAAGACUGAUGUCAGGAAGUGGGUCAACUAUUCAGCCCACUACAGCUACAAGGUGGAGAUUGAGCAGAAAAAACGGUUAACCCAGGAUCUCGAGGGAGAAGACACAGAAAACCCCAAGGAGUGUGGGGUGCAGUGAAAGAAGUCCCAUUGUGUGGGACCCUGACCCGGGAAUCAUUCCUUUGCUGAGGCCCAAAGGCCUACCUAUAGUGUGGGAAUCUCUCUGCCUAGCAGGACCAUCUUGUGACCCUGGCUUGGACUCUCACCCUCACAGCCCCUGUCGUGUCGGCCAUGGUGAUUGGUUGGUCGGCGUUGGAUUAUGAAUCGCACCUGCAUUUCGGUGGAUUUCCUGGUUUUUGUGGGCAUUUAGGCUUGCCUCUACUCCAGUUGCCUUUCAGUGUGGUAUAGCAACAAGUAAAAUCAGAAAAAGAGGCGUCUCUCACUUCAUUGUCGGGAAUCUUUCUUUUCCAGGAUUUUUCGAUCCGUCGUAUGGUUUCCCAAAAGCAAAGGUUUGAGGUUUCAAGACAUUGAAUCCCAAACUUCUUCUGUCUCGAUUAGGGAGGACUAAUAAGAUGGGCUAGCCCAUUGCAGCUUGCUGGCUCCCAAACCUGUCUCUUGUUACUCCAUCAUUUAAAUUGAAAUAUUUAGCAACUCAAGUGUUGUGAGGCAUUGACACUGGUCAUUGUAAAAUAGCGGGCGGCCCCUGCUCACUGAGUUUUCAUGUCCACAUCAGAAAUGUUCCUGGGAUAACUGCGAUUGAACUCUCUGUGUCACAGUGGGUAGAAGUGGUGAAGGGCAGGCAAUGGGAGAUUGGUUGAAAUUAGAUCAGAUUGUUAGCAUGUUAGAGAAGUAAUCAAAGGAAAAGAAAAUUGUGUUUGGAUUUAACCUCUGUCUGUGUUGGGGUAUGAAUAACAGCUAUAGAUCCAAGUUACGGGAAAGACAGUCUCACUGUAUCAGAGAUCUUCGGUCCUUCAUUGGGAGAGGUCAGUGUUAUUUGUUUUCCUCAAAAAAGGUGAAUGGGUUGUCAUUCAAUAGUUCCCGUUUGGUGUAUGGAAAAGCCACUUUAGGCCUCUUACCCAUCAUGUUUAGUACAGUCACAUAGUAAGUACUUAACAAAUACAUAAUUGUUAUUAAAACUUCAGCCCAAGUGGCCGUCUCCUUAACCCAGCUUCCUCUCCCCCUUCAAAUAGACUCUCUGAAAAGGUUCAUUUUUCAUUUUUAAAAUCCAAAUUAGG
Molecule: messenger RNA, 4385 nt
Organism: Tachyglossus aculeatus (Australian echidna)
Lineage: Eukaryota; Metazoa; Chordata; Mammalia; Monotremata; Tachyglossidae
Gene: STON2
Product: stonin 2
Exons: 9
Coding region: 593-3289 (898 amino acids)
Biological process (GO): clathrin-dependent endocytosis; synaptic vesicle endocytosis; regulation of endocytosis
Cellular component (GO): synaptic vesicle; AP-2 adaptor complex
Molecular function (GO): clathrin-cargo adaptor activity
Source: RefSeq, a predicted model, not a curated record